UAGGGUAUGCAGGUUGAAUCGGAGGAUUUGGGCGAUGCGGAGCUGCAGAAUCCUUUAUUUCUAAGAAGCUGUCUCCUCAGUCUGCUUCACGUUGGGGUGUCUGGUGAAAGUCAGCCACUCCGAUCACAAGCGCUAGAGUCUUUUUAUUGAGUCUAUUGAGAGUUUCCAUAAUUUUCUAGACGUCGGGAGAGGUCUAACGUUACUCUAUCAAACACAGCGAGGAUGUUGAGGUUGAGGAGCAGAAGGAACUGACGUGGACUAAGCCAAGCCCAGGACGGCCGCCAGACCUGCCACCGCCGGGGGAAGCCGGUUCCGCCAGCCUGCUGGGUCAGACCAGCAUGUCCACAACUUUGUUCACUUUUGAUUUAAUUAACCUUUUUGUUUUAAGAGUCUGUCACGGCGGCUCUCUCUGAAGCGCCCGUGGCCCGUUCUGCUGGGGUUCCCCACGCCACCAAGAUCUGCCCCAGACUAUGAGCGCUGGUGGCCAUGACCUUCAAUACUUCAGUUUACCACGGCCUCUUCCUCAGUAACCACUCUCUAGGAGAGUCCUCCCAUGAGUCCUCCGAGGUACUCAACAUUUCCCGUGGAUGGGAACAGAGUAACGGCAGCUCUACUCUGGGCCAGGGAGGGGACUCGAACCACUCCCGGGUCAACCAGACGCCAACAUAUGGGGCUGCAGAGUACGGCACCCUAGGGGGGCACACUGUCCUGCAGGUGAUCGUCAUCGUCUUCCUCACAGGCUGCCUGUCGCUGGUCACCGUUAUCGGGAACAUCCUGGUUUUGGUUUCCUUUAAGAUCAACAAGGCCUUGAAGACGGUGAACAACUACUACCUGCUGAGUUUGGCGUUCGCCGACCUGACCAUCGGCACGCUGUCCAUGAACCUGUACACCACCUACAUAAUCAUGGACCAGUGGGCCCUGGGGCCGGUGGUCUGUGACCUGUGGCUGGCCAUCGACUAUGUGGCCAGUAACGCCUCGGUCAUGAACCUGCUGGUCAUCAGCUUUGACAGGUUCUUUUCAGUGACCAGGCCACUGACCUAUCGGGCCAAGAGGACCACCAAGCGCGCCAUGAUCAUGAUCGGGUUAGCCUGGUCCAUCUCCUUCAUCCUCUGGGCUCCAGCCAUCUUGUUCUGGCAGUACCUCGUCGGGGAGCGUACCGUCCUGCCCAACCAGUGCUACAUCCAGUUCCUCAAAGAGCCGAUCAUCACGUUCUGCACGGCCAUCGCAGCCUUCUACCUGCCCGUGACCAUCAUGUCCGUCCUCUUCUGGAAGAUAUACCAGGAAACUGAGAACCGAGCGAAGAAUCUUGCAGUCCUCGGUGGGUCUGGUUCAGGCAUGAGCCAGCCCCAAGCAGACGACAGCGCCCGUGGCUCUGGUCAGAUGAGCGGGCGCAGUGGGCAGCAUGAGUCCUCAGACUCUCUCAAUCAGAUAAACAACAUUCAGCACUGCAGCGGCAAUGAGCUGAGCCAGCAGGCUGCUGCCGGGAAACGCAAGUAUGCCGGAAAGAUCCACAGGAGCAGAUUAAACUUUUGGUUCUCAUUAAUGCUGUCUUCUUGUCAGUCCUCAAAGAGGUCUAGUACCACAACGACUGUUGGUGAGACCGAGGGCAGCAGCAGUGAGGGCUGUAACAACGAAGACAACAAGACAGACUCGGAGGAGGAGGAAGCAAAGGGAAACACUGAAGCUGUUUACUCCGUGGCUGCAGAUGUUUUUUUGCAAGGCUCAGGAGAUGAUGGGGGCCAAGGACGGACAGAAGAGGGACCAUCAGGACCAUCCAAAGACGGAGAUAACUAUGGACAGCCAAGGGAAGUGAAAGAAAAAGCGAAUGCUGAAUAUCCACCAGGUAUCGGUAUGAAAGAAGCCACGAAUGCAAAGCAACUGGUCUCCAAGCCAAAGACGCAGAUCGUCAAGCGCAAGAGUGAUAAGAAGGUGAACGAGAAGAAAGCGGCUCAGACGCUGAGUGCCAUCCUGUUUGCCUUCAUCAUCACCUGGACUCCGUACAACAUCAUGGUGCUGGUCAACACCUUCUGCCAGGACUGCAUCCCUGAGACGCUGUGGGCCCUGGGCUACUGGCUGUGCUACGUCAACAGCACCGUCAACCCCAUGUGUUACGCCCUGUGUAACAAGGAGUUCCGCAACACCUUCCGCGACAUCCUGAUGUGCCAGUGGAGUAAAAGUCAGAAGAACAAGCUUCAGUUUCAGCAGAGACAAGCGGUCGGAUUCCGUAAGAACGAUCCAAUUUAACGGUUCUGUGGUUUGUUAUUCAGUUAAAAUGAGGAGGCGCGCUAUGGCUUGUACCAUUCAGCCAAUGGUAACUUUGAUCAAACUUUGAGAUGUAUCGGUGCAGACUUAAAGGUGCUGUAGGUAAGGCUUCUAUUUCAGUGUAAUAUGACAUUUUAGAAAUGGCCUAGCCAUUUUAGAAAUGGCCUAGCCAUUUUAGUGAUCUUUGAGAGUUUCUGUUUUGAGCCUCAGCUAACUAUCUGUAUGAGCCUCAGCUAAUUUCUGACCAAUUAGGGUAUCUCUUACCUGAUUGGUUUGGGGAAGGCAUCUGGCCUGUCAAUCACAGGUGUGAAAGAUAACACUUCUCAAUGGCGUAGUAACGUAGGAAGGGAGGAGAAGAAAGGGUGGGGACAUUUUGGUUCCUUGGUUUCUUGUUUUUAAAUCUUGCUCUCUCUUGAGAACUCUCAAAUCGUACCCACAGCACCUUUGAUUUAGCAUGCUGGCUUCAAUUUGAAGACAAGAAAGUUCUGCUCUUUGGCCUUUCUUGAGAAAACCACAUCGCAAGUGGUUGAUAGGGGGAAAGAGCCCAUGCCUCAGUACAGAUAACACCAUUUACACAUAUGCUCCAUUUACACAGGGUAUGUGUGUAAAUGUAUAAUCUGUGUGUAGUUAUGUGAUUUAUAGCAUAAUAACACAGUAUUAAUUCCAAUGCUACACUCCACCUAGGGACUUUGGCUAAACUCCUCCAAACAAAGGAAGCAGGCUGGUGGUGUUGAAGGUUCAAUGUAGAAAAGUCGCACAAAUGAUACAUGAAGAUAUGGUGCGUUCCAGAGCCCAUCCAAACAGUGGGACGUGGGACUUAUCCUACCUCCAACUAAGAAAAGUGACCUGGAAUGCCUGUCGAAGUGGAACAUCCCACCGUCGAAGUGGAACCUCCUACUACUCCUACUUCACCAAGUAGGAUCUAGUACAGUUCAGGUAGGAUAAGUCCCACAUCCCAUUGCUUUGGAUGGGCUCUGGAACGCACCAAUAGUGCUCCAUGUUGAUGUAGGAUAUCUCCCAGAGUGUCUGUGGAGAUGGCUGGUUUAACCUGUGCACACUGAUUACUCAAUGUGCAACAGCUGUGCAGCCUCAGUCAGCCCCAAGUCCAAUCAGGCUCGUCCAGGUGAGGCUGCUUCAAUCAGCCAUCAUCCACACACACUCCACUAAAAUAUGUUCCACAUAUAUAACAAGGAUUAUACGUAACAUAUGUUACCCAGGUAACGUGUAUUACCCAUAUAAAAUAUUACACAGAUAACUCAUACUGCAUAUAAAACACUUAUAACACAUCACACAUGUUACAUAAAUACCCCAUAUAACCCAUAUUUAUGGAAGUAAAUCUGUGCCAUCGGAUUUUGAAAAUAAAAAGCCAUUGAAUUCUAAGCACUGAAUAUUUAUGCACUGAAUAUUUAUGCAUUGAAAUAACGCAUCUGGAUUUUUUGCCUCUGAAUAUAACUCUUCAAAAAAUACAAAAUCAAAUAUUCAACGCUAUUCAACUUAAAUAUUUUUAACGUCCCCAAAUUCAACAUGCCAAAGUCACCUGCAAAAUUCAAUGUGCGAAAUUCAGUGUUAACAUCCGGGGACCAAAGGAAGAGCAAUCCAUCCUAGAUGCUAUCGCGGUCAGGCAAGGAGAAUGGGAAUAAGAGCGUCACUCGCUGGUCUCUUUCUUUCUUGAUAUAAACGUUAAUUCUAAACAGCAUUUUACACAGCAGCCUAUAAUAGGAAAUGCUUAAGGGUAAAUCAACGUCAUUAAACACUGACUGUAGCCUUUUUUGGGAGAGAAGCAACCGUGGUGGACCUUACUAAACGCCCUAUUAUUGUAUCGGUCUGUAAAAUACCUUUAUAAUUAAAAUAAAAAUGUAUUUAUUAAGCACAUUUAAUAUCAAGGUGUGUGUGUGUGUGUGGGGGUCUUAUCUUUUAUUUAUGUUUUUGUUAUAAUGUACACCGUUUUUGUUUUUUCACUGCAGUAUGAAAUAAACGAUGAACUAAUGCCUGUAAGUGAAGUGUGUGUGUGAUUGCAGUGACUUGGCUGGAUUUACAUGCAGCGUAAGGGUAAUUGUAGUGGGUUAAGGAGCCCAAUUUAUUAGGGCAUCCGCACCAACCUCGGGCAAUCCGAGGUUCCUUUGCCUACGUUUGGUGUGAUGCUUGGUAGUGGUGGAUUUAAUGAUUCGUUUCUGUGACCCAGUUAGCGUGAUUCAGUUCGCCAAGAGGAGUCGUUCGUGAAUCGUUCGUUCGUUCGUUCGUUCAGUCGAGUUUCCGGUAGCACUAACUCCACUGAUUCUGACUGACUCAGCUGAGAACCGUGCAAUUGCGUGCAUUCCAUGAUGCGAUUUACCGCUACCGGAAACCAGGCUGAACGAACAAACGAUUCGCGAACGACUCCUCCCAGCUCAGUCGAGUUUCUGGUGAAUCGAUUCACCGUGAACUCGACUGAACUGGGAGGAGUCGUUCACGAAUCAUUAAAUCCACCACUACUAGCCAAUGACUGUUAAGCCCGCGGAGUCUCACCCUUUAUGCGCAUGCUCGCCUCUUCUUCUUAUUUAUUUUUAUUCUGGAUUUCUGUAGCAGAAGCAGCGACCCUUAUGGGCCUGAAAUGUGUACUACAGCGUUUCUACAGAUCUACCCGGUUUCGCUUGACUCCGUCUUUAAGGAGAUACUCCGAAACCGGAUAGAUCGAAACCAUAACGGUUUCGCCCAUUUCGGCUUCGUGUGGACGGGGCCUAAGUUGGCCGCCUGUGAUGACGUUCUAGACGCCGCCGUAAGACAUUAGUGUUCUGUGUGUAACACCCGCUCGCUAUCCUUGCUUGACUGCGAUCUAGCAUCUAGGAUCAAUUGCUCUUCCUUGGGUCCCCCAAUGUUAACGCUGGAUUAAAUAAAAACGAUAUGUUGAAUUUGGGGACGCUGAAAAUAUUUAAGUUUAAUUUUUUAACGUUGAAUAUUUGAUUUCGAAUUUUUUAACAUUAAAAAAUAAAGCUGAAAAUUACUUAAAUUGAAUUCAGAGGCAAAUAAUCCAGAGUUUACUUCAAUGCAUAAAUAUUCAGUGCUUAGAAUUCAAUGGCUUUUUAUUUUCAAAAUCCGAUGGCACAGAUUUACUUCCAUAUAUAUUCCCCAUAACAGAGACAUAAAGACACAGGAGAACACACGCAUGAAACUAGACAAGAGGUGGAUAUUGUAAAUAGAUGUAUUGGGAUUUUUAUUAGCAGACGUGAGAAAAGUACAAAUGUAUUCUGCAUGCGGAAAAUGCUAGAAAGUCUUAUCUUAACCUCAGAGAAAUGUUAUAGAUUUCCUAAUUUGUAUUUAGAUACAUAUUUAAAUUGCAUACAGCACGAUCAGAAAAGUGAUUUUUGUUAGCAUGUCUAAAAUGACUCUUUGAGAUACACCUGUAUAUGGGAAGAAUUAAUGUUUGUUUGUUGUUUCUACCAAUCAUAAAAUAAAUAACCCGUUAAUAAUUAUAAUUACUCUUAGUAAUGCUUAGAAGGAAAUAUUGUCAAAUGUUAAACCCAGGCUUUCCCGAUAAAUCUCAACAUGCCCUUCAUUUUGAAUUAAAGGGAAGACUUGUUUGCCAUCAAGACAUCACUUGUGACUAGUUUGGGACAUCUGAUUCAGGUCAUGUUCCGAGUUGCUUUUUUCCAAACUGUCGGAGUCUAAUGGAUAAAUUGUGUUGUUGUCAAUAAAUGUUGUGGUUACUUUUCAAUAGAAGUAUCUCCUGUUGAAACUGGUUCCCAAAUUUUAACCAGGUGUGUUAGUGCUGAAGAGAACAUUGGAGAUGAGGAUUUGAUAUGUCCCUGAAACCAUAUCCACUUAUUGUUAAAGCACUAUAGUGCUGACAGUGUUUUUUUGGCCCAUUAUUUUCUGAAUGCCUGUGUGUCCACGUCACGUGACCGUCAAGUUUCUGUCUGCAAAAACAAACAAGAUGGCUGACAUUUAUUUUAUUCUCAAUGGAAAUGCAAUAUUUUGAUAUAGAUUUGGCAUUAAAAUGUGUUUUUACAACAUUUCUUGUAAGAAAUGUGCAUUUCAUUGUCAUAAUCUUCAUUCACUGAUUUUAUAUGACAUCAAGUUGUUAUUACUCCUUAUUACACAGCUCUUCUUAAUGUCGUGGAACGCUCCGUUCCCUUGCAUGGGCCCUUCACAACUUCCGGGAGUGAAUUAUUUUUUGAUAAUUCACCGUUGCUCAGCAUAUAAUGACAGAUUUUUUGCCAUCUUUCAUACCACUCCGCAAGUAGUCAGGUAAUUUAUCAACCCCAGCGUACUCGGUUGUAGCGACGUCAACUUCUUUAGCGGACUAUUUCUCUCCUGAUCAACACUACGAAUGCUGGUAGCAAAUAAAUUGUAAAAAGACACACCAUGUGAAGUUAUUAUUUCGUUUUGACAAGUAGGCGUAUAAUAAGCGGGAUAAUGUGUAGAACGUCGCAGGUCAUUAUCGAAUAAUAAGCCCCUUCAGGGCGAAGCAAGACACCUCUGCUUCGUGUCGGUGUCCUGUUCGCCCUGUCGGGGCUUAUUUUCCCAAUAAUGACUAAUGUUCUAUACAUUAUCCCUUACGUAUUACACAAAUCUUCUCAAUGCAGUGGAACGCUCCGUUCACUUGCAUGGGCCCUUCACAACU
Messenger RNA from Gadus macrocephalus (Pacific cod), 6862 nucleotides. It is a transcript of the gene chrm3b, whose product is annotated as cholinergic receptor, muscarinic 3b. NCBI's taxonomy places the organism in Eukaryota, Metazoa, Chordata, Actinopteri, Gadiformes, Gadidae. Gene Ontology annotation, molecular function: G protein-coupled serotonin receptor activity; G protein-coupled acetylcholine receptor activity. The record is from RefSeq and is a predicted model, not a curated record. Gene Ontology annotation, biological process: regulation of vascular associated smooth muscle contraction; G protein-coupled receptor signaling pathway, coupled to cyclic nucleotide second messenger; adenylate cyclase-inhibiting G protein-coupled acetylcholine receptor signaling pathway. Gene Ontology annotation, cellular component: synapse; plasma membrane; dendrite. The transcript has 7 exons. The coding region runs from base 487 to 2244 and encodes 585 amino acids.